CAGCAGUUUCACAAUCUGUGAUUACAUGUUUCCGCCCUUUGUAAGAGGAAAUACACAGUUUACUUUCAGUUUUGAGUGUGAGCCUCUUUUCCACGAAGCAGGAAAGGACAGAGGCUGUUACCCAUGGCAGGUUUGAUGUCAGAACUUGCUGGGACAGAUUACUGGUCGAAGCGGUGUCAACUGAUUCCACUGAAUAUAGUGUCUGCAAAAUACCUUAAAUACUGACUUUAGGUUUUACAAUAGUGAUUUAUUCCCAGAAACAAGUUGGGGUCAUUCAGACUCUAGGAGUCAGAAGCUACAUGACCCCUAAAUUGUAAUUUUUAAUCUUGUGGCUGAAUUUUUUAGUCUUGCAAAGGCAGGCUGAACCCCAGGCAAGAAGGGGGUCUUUUUGGAAAAGGACUGUUAUCAAUUUUGUUUCAGACUCAAAUCAUGAACUGCAUUCCUUCUCAAAGUUAGUUUGGCCUAUGCUAGGAAUCAACAAGGACAGCUUAAGGGUCAGAAGCAAGACAGAGUUGGUUAGGUCUGAUUUCUUAGGCUGUCAUAAUUUCCUCAGUUAUAAUAUUGCAAAGGUGGUUUCAGCCCCUCCCUUGGGGUUUUAUAACAGCUUUAUCUUAAGGUGUAGGUUAUGAAGAUGGAAAAAGGCCAUUAAUCAUUCUGGCUUCUACCUGCUGACAGGGGACAUAGUGGAAAUUGAAGUGAACCCCAAGAAGGCAACCAAAGGAAAAAAACACUUAAGAUGUGGGAAUCCUGGGGCAAAGGUGUCCUCACUGGCGCUUUGGAUGACUUGGUGGAACAAGACGUGCUGAACUGGAAGGAGGAGGACAAGAAGAAGUAUUACGAUGCCAAAACUAAAGACAAGGUUCGGGUCGUGGCGGACUCUAUGAAAAAGAACCAACGUAUGGCAGGGAAGAUGCUUCUCAACACCUUUUUCAACAUAGACCAGAUAUCCCCCAAGAAGAAAGGUAAUUCGAAUAUGGCGGUUGGACCACCUGAGACAGGAGAAUCUACAGAUGCCCUCAAGCUUUGCCCUCAUGAAGAAUUCCUGAGACUAUGUACAGAAAAAGCUGAAGAGAUCUAUCCAAUAAAGGAGAGAAAGGACCGCACACGCCUGGCUCUCAUUAUAUGCAAUACAGAGUUUGACCAUCUGCCUCCGAGGCACGGAGCGGACUUUGACAUCACAGGGAUGAGGGAGCUGCUUGAGGGUCUGGACUACAGUGUGGUUGUAGAAGAGAAACUGACAGCCAGGGGCAUGGAGUCCGUGCUGAGGGCGUUUGCUGCCCGACCCGAGCACAAGUCCUCAGACAGCACUUUCCUGGUGCUCAUGUCUCACGGCAUCCUGGAGGGAAUCUGUGGAACGGCGCAUGAUGACAAAAACCCAGAUGUGCUGCUUUAUGACACCAUCUUCCAGAUCUUCAACAACCGCAACUGCCUCGGUCUAAGGGACAAACCCAAGGUCAUCAUUGUCCAGGCCUGCAGGGGUACAAACCAGGGGGAUCUGCUGGUCCCAGAUGCUCCAGCAUCCUUGGCAGUGGCUUCUUCACAGUCACUUAAGAACCUAGAGGAAGAUGCUAUUCACAAGACCCAUGUGGAGAAGGACUUCAUUGCUUUCUGCUCUUCAACCCCACAUAACGUGUCCUGGAGAGACAGCACAGUGGGCUCCAUCUUCAUCACACAACUGGUCGCCUGCUUCCGGAAAUAUUCUUGGUGCUGCCACCUAGAGGAAGUAUUUCGGAAGGUGCAGCAAUCAUUUGAAACUCCAAGGGAUAAAGCCCAAAUGCCCACCAUAGAACGAUUAUCCAUGACAAGAUAUUUCUACCUCUUUCCUGGCAAUUGAAAGUUGAAGCCACAAGUGACCCAGCCCUCCUUUCUCAACUUCAAGGAGCACCUCUGUUAGUACGGCUUGCAUAUUUAACAUUUUAUGUUUCAAUAAAAGUGAAGACAAAAUGAACUGUA
Callithrix jacchus (white-tufted-ear marmoset) is the source of this 1953-nucleotide messenger RNA. RefSeq names its product caspase 4 (gene CASP4). Gene Ontology annotation, biological process: regulation of apoptotic process; regulation of inflammatory response; proteolysis. Gene Ontology annotation, molecular function: caspase binding; cysteine-type endopeptidase activity. Gene Ontology annotation, cellular component: NLRP3 inflammasome complex; IPAF inflammasome complex; AIM2 inflammasome complex. NCBI's taxonomy places the organism in Eukaryota, Metazoa, Chordata, Mammalia, Primates, Cebidae. The record is from RefSeq and is a predicted model, not a curated record.